AUGAAGUACUUUGCUGCGUUGGUGGUUUUUGCGUAUCUUUACGCAGUGCAAGCUUCCGUGUACCUAGAAGAAAAUUUCGACGAUGACACUUGGGAGAAAAACUGGGUGUACAGCAAACAUCCAGGAAAAGAGUUUGGAAAAUUCGUAAGGACUGCCGGAAAAUUCUUCAGCGAUGAAGAAAACAAAGGCAUCCAGACAUCGGAAGACGCUCGUUUCUACGCGCUCAGCAGGAAGUUCGCGCCUUUCUCGACAGAGGGCAAGGACUUGGUCGUCCAAUUCACUGUCAAACAUGAACAAAACAUCGAUUGCGGCGGCGGAUACGUCAAAGUUUUCGACUGCUCCUUGAACUCGGAAGAGAUGCAUGGAGACUCGCCCUACAGGCUUAUGUUCGGUCCCGAUAUUUGCGGGCCCGGAACCAAAAAGGUUCACGUCAUCAUCAACCAUAACGAGAAGAACGUGCUGAUAAACAAGGAUAUCAGGUGCAAGGACGACGUGUACACGCAUGCGUACACCCUCAUCGUAAGGCCGGACAACACGUACGAAGUGCAAAUCGACGGGGAAAAAGUUGAAAGCGGCGAAUUGGAAGCCGACUGGGAUCUGCUGCCGCCCAAGAAGAUCAAGGACCCGGAAGCUUCGAAACCGGAAGAUUGGGACGACCGCGCCACCAUUCCCGAUCCGGAGGACUCCAAACCCGAAGACUGGGACAGGCCCGAACACAUUCCCGAUCCUGAUGCCACCAAACCCGACGAUUGGGACGACGAGAUGGACGGCGAAUGGGAACCACCGAUGAUCGACAAUCCGGAAUACAAGGGCGAAUGGAAACCUAAACAGAUCGACAACCCCGCAUACAAAGGUUCUUGGGUCCAUCCGGAAAUCGACAACCCCGAAUACUCCCCGGUCCCGGAUCUCUACAAACAGCCGGAAAUUUGCGGCAUCGGCUUCGACUUGUGGCAGGUGAAAUCCGGCACCAUCUUCGAUCACGUGCUCAUCACCGAUGACGUCGAGUACGCGCAAAAGGCCAUCGCCGGCCUGAAGGACCAACAAGAAGGUGAAUAUAUACAGGGUGACACCUAUUGAAAUAAUCAGAAUGGAAAGCCAAAGAGGCUUUAGACAAUGCAGAAAGGGAAGCCGCUGGCGGCGACGAAGACAAGAAAGACGAUGAGGAGGAUGAGGAUGACGAUGAGGAGGAGGGAGCGGAGGAUAAUGUGCCUCCAGUGCACGAGGUGAGUGGAAAUUUAUCGA
Messenger RNA from Phaedon cochleariae (mustard beetle), 1242 nucleotides. Lineage: Eukaryota; Metazoa; Arthropoda; Insecta; Coleoptera; Chrysomelidae. The record is from the annotation of a GenBank genome assembly.